Messenger RNA from Charadrius vociferus (killdeer), 2593 nucleotides. It is a transcript of the gene TBC1D5, whose product is annotated as TBC1 domain family, member 5. The transcript has 21 exons. Gene Ontology annotation, molecular function: GTPase activator activity. The record is from RefSeq and is a predicted model, not a curated record. NCBI's taxonomy places the organism in Eukaryota, Metazoa, Chordata, Aves, Charadriiformes, Charadriidae. The coding region runs from base 103 to 2508 and encodes 801 amino acids. Gene Ontology annotation, biological process: activation of GTPase activity.
GCAGCAAAACUUCUGAAGGUUUGCAGAAGAUAGUAAGAGAACCACCAAGAAGGCUAUUGCAGUAUUAUAAAUACCCUUGAGUUGGAAUUUACUAUUGCCAGUAUGUAUCAUUCUGUGUCUGAAACCAGUCACCCUUUGCAAACAGAGGAACAAGAAAUAGGCAUCGAUCCCUUGCAGAGUUAUUUGAACAAGCCAGGGGAAGGAGGAUCAAAUGAAAAUGGAAGUACACAACACACCUCAGAUUCUGAUGGAACAUUUAUUUCUUACAGUAAAGAAUGGGAAGAACUAUUUGUAAACAACAAUUACUUGGCAACUAUACGGCUGAAGGGGAUUAAUGGGCAGCUGAGAAGCAGCAGGUUCCGUAGUGUUUGCUGGAAGUUAUUUCUGGAGGUUCUACCCCAAGACAGAAGUCAAUGGAUUAAAACCACUUCAGACUUAAGAACUUCUUACAAUAAGAUCAAAGAAAUUCACAUUACAAAUCCUCGGAAGGCAGGACAGCAAGAUCUGAUAAUCAACAACCCGCUGUCUCAGGACGAGGGGAGUCUUUGGAAUAAAUUUUUUCAGGAUAAAGAGCUUCGAGCAAUGAUUGAACAAGAUGUGACAAGAACCUUUCCUGAAAUGCAGUAUUUCCAGCAAGAGAAUGUGAGGAAAAUUCUUACAGAUGUUCUGUUCUGCUAUGCCAGAGAAAAUGAGCAGUUGCUUUAUAAACAGGGUAUGCAUGAACUUUUAGCUCCCAUUGUCUUUAUCCUGCAUUGUGACCACCAAGCUUUUUCACAUGCCAGUGAAGCUGCACAACCAAGCGAGGAAAUGAAAGUUCUUUUGAAUCCUGAAUAUCUGGAACAUGAUGCCUAUGCAAUGUUCACACGUCUUAUGAAAACUGCAGAACAUUGGUUUUCAACUUUUGAACAUGACAGUCAGAAGGAGAAAGAUGUGAUGAUUACACCUAUGCCAUUUGCAAGGCCACAGGACUUAGGCCCAUCUAUUGCUAUUGUAGCGAAAGUAAACCAAAUUCAGGAUCAUCUGCUGAAGAAACAUGAUAUUGAGCUGUACAUGCAUCUGAACCGACUGGAAAUUGCUCCACAGAUUUAUGGACUGCGAUGGGUAAGGCUCCUGUUUGGACGUGAAUUCCCUCUUCAGGACCUCCUGGUUGUCUGGGAUGCUCUAUUUGCUGACAGUAUCACUCUGAAUUUAGUUGACUACAUUUUUGUAGCCAUGUUGUUAUAUAUUAGAGAUGCCUUGAUUUCAAGUAAUUAUCAGACCUGUUUGGGACUUCUGAUGCAUUAUCCACCUAUUGGAGAUGUUCACUCCCUUAUCCUAAGAGCACUUUUUCUCCGAGAUCCAAAGAGAAAUCCAAGACCAGUGACUCAUCAAUUCCAACAAAAUUUAGAUUAUUACAAAGCACGUGGAGCAGACUUGAUGAACAAAACCCGCGCCAGUGCUAAGGCUGCCCCACUGAACAUUAACAAAGUCUCCAACAGCUUACUGAAUUUUGGCCGAAAGCUCAUUGCUCCAGCUAUGGCUUCAGGUGGGGCUGUGGGCGCUCCUGCCGGUGGGAGCAGCUUUCCUCCCCCUGCAAUGCCCAUCAGAGGCACAGUGGAAACCCCCCAGCACCACCAGCACCACCAGCAGCACCACCAGGCACAGCAGCAGAGGAUGAUGAAGUCCGAAAGCAUGCCAGUUCAGCUGGGCAAAGGCCAAAGUUCAAAAAACAUCAGUUCAUCUCCAAGCAUAGAGAGCUUGCCUGGAGGACGUGAAUUUACCGGAUCUCCGCCUUUGUCUGCAUCAAAAAAGGAUUCCUUUUUCAGUACCAUCUCCCGCUCCCGUUCCCAAAGCAAAACUAUGAGCAGAAAAGAAUCGGAGGAGGAAUUGGAGGCCCAGAUUUCAUUUCUACAAGGACAACUAAACGACUUGGAAGCCAUGUGCAAAUAUUGCGCGAAGAUGAUGAACACACAUCUUGGAAAUAUUCAGGAAGUCAUAUUACAAGAACACUUGGAAAAAGAAGAUGAAAUUCUGGUUUCCUUGGCUGGUUUGAAGCAGAUCAAAGAUAUCCUGAAAGGUUCUCUGCGUUUCAACCAAAGCCAGCUGGAAGCUGAAGAAAAUGAGCAAAUCACGAUAGCUGAUGAUCAUUACUGUUCCAACAGUCAGAACAAGGGGACUGGUGAUGUCCUAAAGGGACCUGUUAUGACAAAGCAACAGUUCAUCUCAGGACAACAGACUACAACUGAUUCGAGCACUAGUGAGAGCAAGAGUGCUGAUGACUAUAUUAUGGUUUCCAAAGAAGAGGAGGGAAAUAAAACUGCUGUUUCGGAGCCAGCGCAGUCCCUUCAGGCACACAAGGAGGCAGCGGUGAAGCCAGAAGCUCCGUCUCGUUCUUCUUUGAUAUUCUCUGACCCACUGAUGGGCUCCGUUUCAGCCUCUUCCAGCAACCUGAGCUCCAGCCCUGAUGAUGACAGCAGUAAUAACAGCAAAGAUUCUGACUUUGCUAUUGUCAGCCCACUGGACAUCUAAAGAAACAGGUUGGGAGAGUUUGAGAGGUCGAUCGUUACAACUCAGCUCAAAUUCCUAUGUUUCCACGGGCUGGAUAGUUCUUUGG